Messenger RNA from Emericellopsis atlantica, 1967 nucleotides. Its product is annotated as phosphatidylethanolamine-binding protein. Bases 308 to 1648 code for a protein of 446 amino acids. Lineage: Eukaryota; Fungi; Ascomycota; Sordariomycetes; Hypocreales; Bionectriaceae. The record is from RefSeq and is a predicted model, not a curated record. The transcript has a single exon.
UGACAUACCUUUGAGGCAAGCCUCAAUGCGCCCAUGGCCUCUGAAAGGCAUCCAAUGCCCUUUGCAGCCAUCUUUGUCGGGAUUGCCGUUCGGUGGAGGUGCUUCUGAUGACGAGAUCUCUCGAGGUUAAAAAUUGGCCUCCUCCAGGAGAGUCUGGCAAUGUCGGCGCGCCAGGCCCCGACUGGAAAAGUGGGUCAUCGUCGCAUGCACCCGAACUUUUUCUUGCCUUGCCUUCAACACCAUCCAUUGACGACCUCCAUCAGCCAGUCAUCCAUCCCCUUUUCGAAAAAGGGACGACCCCGUCACAAUGUCGCGCUGUCAGUCGGUCGCCAGGCCUCUGGCCAGGCAAUUGUCACGACAGCUCUACAGACCUUUCACCACCACGCCGUCGAUAUCAGCAGAGGUGACCACCGAGCCUCCAGCGACCACCCCAUCGCCAGCCGACCUCGACCCCGACACCGUCCUCCCCGAGUUCGAGAAUGCCCUCAUGAAGGCGGGUCAGAUGCCCAUCGGCUCCCGCCGUCGCCGCAUGGCCAUCCGCGACUACCCUGACGGCUUGCCCUUUGAGCAGCUGCCGUACCAGGCGUUUCAGGAGGCGCGCAAGAUUCUCGCCGCCGACCGCGAGCAGAAACUGGCCGCCAUCCGUGCCGAGCUGGCCAAGAUCGCGCUCCUCGAGUCGAGGGAUGCCAAGGACUUCAAGGGCGGGCAGGCGAUGAAGGACACCCGCAUCGCGAGUCUCAAGCGCUACGUCGAGGUGCUCAAGAUCCAGGCCGACAUCAACGACCCCGUGGUCAAGAAGCGAUUCGAGGACGGCCUGGGCGACAUGAACAAGCCCAUCUACCGGUACUACGCCGAGCGUCGCUGGAGGAGCUACCAGCACAAGCUCAUCACUCAGCGCAUCGAGCAGUUCAACAUUGUGCCCGACAUCCUCCCCAAGUUCGAGCCCACCGCCGACGUCCAGCUGUAUUUCUGGCAGCAGAAGACGCAGCCUGGCGCCAUCAUCGACUCGCUGGUCAGCGAGCCGCCGCCGCGCCUGAACGUCCAGGUCUUCGACAAGGGCGAGCGUCUGGUCACCAUUGUCGUCCUCGACGCCGACGUGCCCAACGUCGAGGCCGACGGCUACACCAAAAAGUGUCACUUUGUCGCGGCCAACAUUCCCCUGAGCCCGACGCAGUCGUCCAUCCCCCUCGGCAAGAUCAAGGAUGAGAACCAGCUCGCCGUCCCAUGGCUGCCCCCUACCUCCCAAAAGGGCUCGCCGUACCACCGCAUCGCCAUCUUCGUCCUCGAGCAGGACGGCCCGCUGGACGCCAAGGCCCUCAAGGAGCAGUACGCCAACCGCCUCGGCAAGGACAAGACCAGCUUCUCCCUCAAGUCCAUCCGUGACAAGUACAACCUGAAGCCCUUUGGCUUCAGCAUCUUCCGCUCCGUCUGGGACGACAACACCGCCGCCGUCAUGGGUCGCCACGGCAUCGAGGGCGCCGACAUUGAGUUCAGGCCCACGAGGGUGCACAGCAUGAAGCAGCCCGUCAAGCCCAGGGGCUGGGAGGCCAAGAGACAGGGCCCCAAGUACCGCCAUCUUUGGAAGUACACCAAGAGGAUCAAGGGCGUCUCCAACGGGCGGAAGUGGCUCAAGGCUGGCAAGAGGUAGCGAGGAAGUGGGCCAUGUAUUACUAUUGUUGUAUGUGUCCGCGAGAGCGUGGCUUGAUGUACAUAUUAUUGAAGUGUACGAUAUCAUUUUUGGAUGCCAUACGGACUCGUGCCCUCAAAGUCCUGUGCUCUCGCUAGCCGGUACUUGCUGCCAGCUCUGAGUUCUUCACAAUUCACUGAGAGCAGAGCUGGCACGCAAUUGAGAUUCGGUGAAGAUGAUACAUUGUUGUGGCUAUCAGGCCUUCCUGGAAAUUUGAACCCCCAAUUUCUUCGGGCACUUUGGCCCUGCAAAGCUGUCGCGUCAUGAAGGACCACGAACA